Molecule: messenger RNA, 1609 nt
Organism: Prosopis cineraria
Lineage: Eukaryota; Viridiplantae; Streptophyta; Magnoliopsida; Fabales; Fabaceae
Product: pentatricopeptide repeat-containing protein At5g09450, mitochondrial-like
Cellular component (GO): mitochondrion
Molecular function (GO): protein binding
Source: RefSeq, a predicted model, not a curated record
AGUCCUACAAAUUACAAGCGGUCUGUCUCUACCUCCCUGAGCCGCAUCAAGGUCGGCCCAGAACGAACAGCGCCAAUGGCGUCUCGCUCCCUGGCCUUCACUCUCAGAUGGAGAUUUGGAAAUAGUGGGUUUACCAACGGCAAUUAUCGUUCGCUAUCUAUCCUCAGUAGAGCGAAUCUCUCUAGAUUUCUCUCUUCGCGAGCGUUGGGAACUGAUUUUGUGGAAGAGCCUUCGAACUUUUCCGAAGUUGAGGACGAUCUGAGGAACAGAUUGUUCAGGCUAAGGCUACCAAAGCGAAGCGCCACAAAUGUUCUUCAGAAAUGGGUCAGCGAAGGGAAUCAUAUUUCGGUGUCCGAACUACGGGAUAUUUCCAGAGAACUCAGAAAAUCUCAACGUUACAAACACGCAUUGGAGAUAUCUGAAUGGAUGGUCACCCAUGAAGAAUACGAGUUAUCAGACUCCGAUUAUGCAGUCCGCAUAGACUUGAUGACCAAAGUUUUUGGCAUUGAUGCUGCAGAGCGCUAUUUUGAGGGCCUACCUCUUUCUGCAAAGACAAGUGAAACCUACACUGCCCUCCUUCAUUCUUAUGCAGGAGCAAAAUUCACUGAAAAGGCUGAGGAGCUUUAUCAAAGGAUAAAGAAUUCAAACCUCUCCUUUAAUGCCCUGAUGUACAAUGAAAUGAUGACUCUCUACAUGUCAGUUGGGCAGGUUGAAAAGGUCCCAUUUAUUGUUGAAGAUCUGAAACAGCAGAAGGUUUUACCAGAUAUCUUCACUUACAAUUUGUGGAUUAGUUCUUGUGCUGCUACUCUUAAUAUUGAUGAAGUUAGAAGGAUACUUGAUGAAAUGAGUCACGCUGGUUCUAAUGAAAGUUGGAAAAGAUACGCUGACCUUGCCAAUAUAUAUGUUACUGUAGGACAUCUUGAUAAUGCAGGCGCCAACUCACUUGUUGAACCUGAGAAAGCGACACAGAGAGAAUGGAUUACCUAUGACUUCCUGAUCAUACUAUAUGCUGGGUUGGGAAGUAAGGAUAAAAUUGAUCAGAUAUGGAAAUCCCUUAGAAUGACUAAACAGAAAAUGAUUAGCAGGAAUUAUAUCUGUAUUCUGUCUUCAUAUCUGAUGCUAGGCCACAUGAAAGAAGCAGCAGAAGUUAUUGAGCAAUGGACGCGAUCUACGAACACAGAUUUUGACAUGCUUGCCUGUGAAAAACUUGUGGGUGCAUUUACAGACAUGGGGUUGGCUGAAAUAGCGGACAACUUCAAUAGGAUUCUCAUUCAGAAAAGCCUUAAUGCAGAAAAUAAUUGACUAUAUAGUUCUGUUGACAUCAAUAAAUGUGAUCUGAGCAUCAAACAGUUACAGUUUUCACAUUAAUUUUACGCUGACAUGAAGAAGAGAAUAUAUUUAUAUGUUAUUUCAUUUGUAGUUCAUUGAUCCAUCCCUAGCAUGUACCCUACAGGUUUGAUGGAAGUUUUGCAUUGAAUUGUGGAAAUGUAAGAUUCCAUUUCUCCUCAAUUUUAUGUAGCUGCUGAUAGUCACCUUUCAUGUGAAGAGCCUUCAGAUUUUACUUAUUUUGGUCAUUCUUGUGAUCAUACAGAAGUAGUUUUCAGAAUUA